Molecule: messenger RNA, 6827 nt
Organism: Erinaceus europaeus (western European hedgehog)
Lineage: Eukaryota; Metazoa; Chordata; Mammalia; Eulipotyphla; Erinaceidae
Gene: PAG1
Product: phosphoprotein membrane anchor with glycosphingolipid microdomains 1
Exons: 9
Coding region: 747-2060 (437 amino acids)
Biological process (GO): negative regulation of T cell activation; intracellular signal transduction
Cellular component (GO): plasma membrane; membrane raft
Source: RefSeq, a predicted model, not a curated record
UCCGCCUCAGCGCUUGUCAUUCUCCGCGGCGCAGCGGCGAGUGCGGACUGUGGGUGCUCACUUGCUCUCUCGCCUGCCUGCGCUCGGCGAUCUACCCAAAGCCUGAGAGCAGGCGAACGACUCUGCCUCGGCUUCUUUCCUGGAGGAUUUCUUCUUGAGCUGCAGUUCCCCGGGAGCCAGAGACAAGCACCACGGGGCUCGGAGCGCCUCACUCCUGGAACGACCGGCAGCAGCUGCAGCGCUCUGUCCGCGCGCGGUCCGGUGCAACCUCAGCCGCUGCCCUACCUGCCGCCGCCUCGGCGAGUGCCCCGCGCCGGCCCGGGCAGAAUCACGGAGGCUGGUGCAGAGUGGCAGCGCCUGGUCCUGCACCCGCCGACUCCGCCUGGACAGAGAGGGGCCACAAGGACUAAGCGCAGCCGGAGAGCGAUCCCGAAAGAAGGUUGCCCGUCUCUUGUGCCCCACUAAGUUGAUUCCAGUUUCUGAAGUUGCAGGUGGGAAUGGAAGAAAUCAAAAGAUCGUUAUUAUUUCAGCAGUUGGGUGCAUCUUCAGAGCUGGGAAAGUGAUUUGAAGGCCAAGAAAGAAGAGAGGCCUCUCACAACAGCUUUUCAAAGGAAAUACAGUGCCAGAAUUUUGAAUACUUAUUUGGACAAACAUCUCUCCAAGGAGGACUCAGUGCUCUGCCCUCAUGUGACCACCUCUGAAGGCUGAACUUGACGGAUCAGAUUGUGCUGAUUCUGGCUUCCAUCAUGGGGCCCUCCUCCGGGAGCUUGCUGAGCAGUGGACAGGCGCAGGUUGUCCUGUGGGGAAGUCUGGCAGCUGUUGCUACUUUCUUUCUUGUUGCCUUCCUCAUCUUCCUGUGCUUCAGUUGCGACAGAGAGAAGAAGCCAAGACAACACAGUGGGGACGAUGAGAACCUGAUGAACAUGCCUUCAGACAAGGAGAUGUUCAGUCGUUCCAUCACCAGCCUGGCCACAGAUGCCCCUGUGAGCAGUGAACAGAAUGGCGUACUCACCAAUGGUGACAUUCUUUCAGAAGACAGUACUAUGACCUGCAUGCAGCAUUAUGAGGAAGUCCAGACCUCAGCUUCAGAUCUGUUGGAUUCCCAGGAUAGCUCAGGGAAGUCAAAAUGUCAUCAGAGCCGGGAACUGCCCAGAAUUCCUCCUGAUAGUGCAGUGGACACGAUGCUUACAAUGAGAGGGCCAGACGGAGACCAGGGUCUGGGCAUGGAAGGACCCUAUGAAGUGCUCAAGGAUAGUUCCUCCCAAGAAAACAUAGUAGAGGACUGCCUGUAUGAGACUGUGAAAGAAAUCAAGGAGGUGGCAGUCGCUGCACACCUGGGGAAAGGCCACAGCAGCAGGUCUAAGUCAACUUCUGCUUUGAAAGACCUCCCGGGACCCCAAACCAAUGGCAAAGCAGACUUUGCUGAAUAUGCCUCUGUGGAUAGAAACAAAAAAUGUCGACAAAGUGCCGAUGUGGAGACUGUUCUUGGAAAUUCCUGUGAUGCAGAAGAGGAGGCCCCACCCCCUGUCCCCAUUAAACUGCUAGAUGAGAAUGAAAACCUUCAGGAGAAGGAAGAGGGAAAGGCAGGAGACGGAGCCAUGGAAGGGACCAGUGAGACCAACAAGAGACUCAGUUGUUUGUCAUACAAAUCCCGAGAAGAAGACCCCACUCUUACAGAAGAGGAGAUCUCAGCCAUGUAUUCAUCGGUACAUAAACCUGGACAGUCAGGAAAUAAAGCAGGACAGUCACUUGCAGAGCCCGAGUCCGCCUACACCUCUAUCCCAGGAGUCACUCAGAGAUCUCCUUCUUCCUGUAAUGAUCUCUAUGCAACUGUUAAGGACUUCGAGAAAACUCCCAGCGAUGUCAAUAUGAUUCCACCAGUAGGGAAACCCAGUGAGGAGCCUGAGCCCGAGCCUGAUUAUGAAGCAAUACAAACUCUAAGCAGAGAGGAAGAAAGGGCCAGCAUGGAGACCAGUGGCCACCAUGGCAUUUUCCCAAAGGAGAAUGACUAUGAGAGCAUCGGGGACUUGCAACAAUGUAGAGAUAUCACCAGGCUCUAGCAACACGGAAGACCACCCACCCCUGGAACUGUACGAUCAGCCCACUGGGGACAUAUCUUCUAUGGAAGAUAAGAAUCAACAUCAACCUAUAUCCUAUAUGCUGCUGUAGUAAACGGAACGCAAUCAGAUGCCGCAACUAUUUUCCCACUUGUGAAAACAUUGAGGUACACACCUGGGCACACCCAAGAGCAUCAUGUCUGCCUACCCAGGGUUCUGGCACAUCAAGCACAUCUCCCACACAAACCCUCCCCCUCUGUCAAUAGUGUCAUCCUCUUGGUGAAGAAAGUCAAGGUGUAAGGAAGAGCUGUACUCAUCUAGAACCACAACUCCACCUGAAAACUACCAUUCAGAAGAGCCGGGUUGUUCUCUUGUCUUCCCUUUUGCUAUAUGACAUUUCUCCCCUUCAAACCUUCCAAUUGCUAAUAGUUCAUUCCAAGGAAAUUCUUCCAUCAAGUUUGGCCUUUGUCUUCAAAAAGUAUGUGUUUUAAGAUGGUGAGAAAUGUAGUUGCUGACCACCAUCAGGUCACCAAUCCUCUUAAAGAGAGCAACAUCUGGGCAUCGGAACCUAGCAGGUGGACGAGCCUGGGGCAUCCCUUGAGUUUCUUAGAUUUUUUUCAUUCUUUCUGAUUUUGACACCCUAUGUCAGCAGUCUAUCUCCAAGUACUUGAACUCAUUUUUUAGAUACUUAUUUUAUUUUUCUAGUGAAAAAAUAAUUCCCCCAGUAUUUGAAACUCUUCAGUUUUUUUUGUUGUUGUUCCCCUUCUUCUUCCUCUUCUUCUUCAGUAUUUUAAUGACUAUUAUGGUACUUCUUUACUGACUUUAGCCAAGAGUUCAUUUUUCCAAAACAGAGAGCCUUAAUCUCUAUGUUGGGACACUGACCACAUAUCUUGAUGGCAGUCAUGGCAUCCAUCCCUGAAGGGCUGUGGAUUUUAAUGUCAAUUUCUGAUGAUUCUUGCUACUACACUGGCAGUGUGGGGCAUCAAAGGUUAACUGUUGCCCCAAGAUAAUCUAUCUAAAAUUAAAUGUAAACAUUUAUUUUUGUUAUAUACAUUUAUAAGAUGUUUUAUGUUUAAUGUAUAACUUCUAGAAAGUGCCAGAAGAAAAAAUAUAUAUUAACUAUUUUGAUUUUAUGUAUAAUAAUUGAUACUCUCAUUUUGAAAAGACACCAUAAAGCACAUAAGCCAGAUAAUUACAAGUAGUUACCUUUUUUUCUAACCAAGUAUUUAAAACAUUGAAGGUUUUAAAAGACUCAGCUUUUCUAAUUGUACUCAGAGUUCCUGGUCAAAACCACCUGAUUCACUCUAGAAAUCAGUAAAAUAAACACAAAUGGUCAUUUUCAGGUGUUUAUGAUAAGCAAUAUUGGAAAAUCUAAAAUGGUUAAGACUGAUGAAGAAAACAAAAUAUGACUAAGGAUAGUUGUGAAGAUACUAUUAACCUUGUGAAGAUACUAUAAUUUCACUAAGGCUUAGUUACAUUUUUUAAGAAAACUGAUAAAUUAUGUAACUCAGUGCUUGCAAAUGCAAAUUGUCUACAGCAUGUCUAUUUCAUGUUAUAAAGACCAAUGACUAGUGUAACUCGGAUUAAGAGCUCAACCUGGUUUGAAUUUACUCACCACUUUCAAUUGUAUAAGGCUAACAAUGGGAAACCUGAUCAAUUUUUAUUUUCAGAGGAACCUGGUUGAAGAGGUAUGAUGAAGUGUGGGUUACAGACAGAAAGCUUUCCCUACAAUGAUAAAGAAAAGAAAUGAGGUAGUUAUGCUAUGCCACUGUAACAUCUGUGACUUUUCAGACUGAAUAUCUUGCUGGUUUUACUCACUAUGGCUAAGAGUGCACUCAGGCAAAUGAAAUAUCUUGAAAAUUAUAGGGACCAGCUCACUGGCAUGUUUUCGCUACGCCUUACACUCAUGUCUUGAUUUUGUGAUUGUUCUGUUAGACAUUUCUGAAAUUAGAAGGUGAGCUGUGUUCGAGCACCUUAGUUGGUUGUCAAUUUUUCAAUCAGUCUGGCCUUUCCUGUGAAAAUCUCCUGGGCAGAUAUGCAAUCACCUUUGAUUAGAAGAUAAUGGCAGAAUAUCCUUGGAUUAAAAAGUUUGUCAGGAAAGUACAAGGCCCUUUGUCCUUGGUUUUACAUCCUUUGUUGAUUUUCAUGGCUUAGUAGAAUGAGUUUGUGUUUUUAACUUCCUAUCACUUGGUGUUAGUCAUGCCCCUUUUGGGCACCUGGAUCCUUAAAAAUUUUCUUGUAUUUCAUAAUUGUCUGGCUUAUAUGCCAGGGAAAUAGAAUCUAAAGUGUAAAGCUAGUUCAGAGCAAGAAGCUCAUUAUUGUCCUAUAUUGAAAUCUCAUCAUCAGAAUUCCCCCCUAGAAGUUUUUUUAAUGAAGGCUGUAUGUGAUAUAGCCAUUAAAAAAAUUGAAAAAAAAAAAAAAACCUCUUGAUUGGAGAACCACUGCUAAGAAUAAUUUUGGUGUAAUAUGGUAAAGUAUAUAUUUAAAGGAACCACAGAGCACUCAAUACAAAUUCUACGAGUAAGUAUGGCACUGUGUUACGGACUGGGAGGGAGAAGUAGAGGAAACAGGUCUGUUUUCUUGAAUUGUUGAGUACCUGACUGAGGUGUACUUGCUGAUUUGCUAACUCUGCCUUGACCUUGGGUUUUCACAAAUAUCACUACUUUCAUUUUUUUAUAAAGAUCUAUGCUAGCAUCUUGGAGUUGGACCAAAGUAUAUGGUUUCUUUCUAAAAUACUUCACCUUCAACUAAUUCCUACAGUUUGAAUGUAUAAAAAUAAAAAAUUAUAUAUCUUUUAACAUCCAUAUUGUACAUUUAAAUAUAACAAUCUAGAUUAUAUGAAAUUAUACAGAAAGAUGAAAGUAAAAUGUAGGGCUUUUUUUUUUUUUUUUGCCUCAUACCAGAAUUUGAAACUUACCUUGCCCAGUAGUAGGAUAUGUCCCUUGUUUUUUCAAAUAUUUUAAGAAUGCAAAAUAAUUUUAUGCAACAUUUAAUGUUUCUCAGAUAUCUCUGUUGGGAAAUAGAUUAUGAGUUGUUUCAUGGGAAAUGUUUGAGAAAAUUCGAAGUUCUAGGCAAAAGUAAUCAUUUACAAAUACUCUGACUAUUUUUUUUUCUGGUCUGGCACUAAAUUACAUCAUUAAGUCUACUGGAGUUUUGAUGUUACUGCUCUCUCCUUUGUGGGGAAAAAGACUAAUUACUGAUUUAUCUGCCCUCAAUGCAAAAAUUAACUCUAAUUGAGUGCUAAAUUAACAGUAGGUGGUCAACACAAAGAACUAAAAUUUAACCUCAGAUGUUACUACAGUUCUUUCUCACAUUUGAUAUUCAUUUUUCUGACUAGACUUGUUUUAAGCAGUAACAACCUAUAUGCAUAUAUAUCAUAUACAUAUGUAAGCAGAUGUUCUGGUGCUAGUUAGAAUGCAUCCUAUUGUCCAUUUUAAAUGAAUAUCCUGUAGUGUGGUAACUAUUACCAUUAAAGCAGCACUAGAAGAAAGAGUUCUCUGCUAGUGUUCAUUUAAUAAUUCCAGAAAACCUUACGGAGUUGCUCUCAUUUAAUUUUUCUAGUACUUUCAGAUUCUAAAUUGUGUCCUUAAUUCUCUUAGCUGAAAAAUAGUGGUUAUUUGCAAUAGUUUGAUUAUACAUGUGACUCACUACAUAGUCUAGCUGACAGUAAAUAUUAAUUGAUAUCCUUAGAUAGCUUUUUGAGAAGAGAGUUAACCAAAAGCAACAAGAGAGUAACUGUGAGCCAGGAAAGGACCUGAGCAGAGGCCCCAGCCCACCAGGUAGUAGAGCAGAGGUAUAUUAUCACGUGCUGGCUUUUUAUUUCAUUCUUUUUAGAAACCACAAGAUUUUUACCACACAGAAUCAACAGCAAGUGGUGUGGUAUGGGGUGCAAAAGCUGCUCGAAGCUGAUGAUAUGGCUAAAAUCACAGAGCUUCAGUCCAAGACUGAAUUAGGAUUUUGUAAAUGAGUAAGUGACAUAUUGCCGACGCUCUUUGUCUUAGUUACUGUGAGUCUUUGUGAUCUAGUGCUGCUAAUUCUCUAAAAAGUGUUCAUUUCUAGUGCCUGGUGAGCUUAGCUUUGGUUGUUGGAAGUGCAGUAGUACUGAUGGUUCCCUCCUGGAAAUCUUGACAGGCUUCUUGUACUGUGUAAUUGAGGUAAGUUGAAGUGUAAUGUUCAGUGUUAAUAAGUGACUGAUGUGAAGAUAGGAACAAGUUAUCAAAUAUGGCGUUAUUUUUAGUGAAAUCUAAAUUCCUUGUCCUAUAGUAGCACUUUUUCUCUGUGUUGUACUUUUUCUUAAAGACAUUAUUCUUGAUAGUGACAUUAGUCAAAUUGGAUGCAUUAGAAUGUGUUUGACUAAGAGACUGGUCCUGUAACCAUGAUAAAUUAGAGCCUUCAUCUCAAAACAACAAUGUCAAUUUAAAAAAUCAUGGGCUAGAAGAGAACAUUCUUUUCUUUUUUCUUUCUUUCUUUCUUUCUUUCUUUUUUUUAAUCUUUCUUCUACUGCUUGUUUUUAAGUCUGUGUUUACAUCCAGUCUCUAGCAUUUAUAAAAUGCUUCACUAUUUUCCUGGGAUUUUUUUUUUCUUAAUUUAGAAAUAGUUCUGAUUCCUCUUGAUAGAUAAAAUGAGAAUUGCAGUUUUUCUUUAAAAGUUACUGUUUAAAAGUGUCCAUCUUGGUGGGGGGGGGGUAGAUAGCUUAAUGAUUAUGCAAAGAGACAGUCAUGUCUGAGGCUCCAAAGUCCCAGAUUUAAUACCCCACACCACCAUAAACCA